AUGGUUUCACCCUUAAUAACUCCUUUCAGAUUUGCUAUAGUUGAAGAUGAAGUAUACCGUGGAGCGUAUCCAAAAAAUCGAAACUACCGUUUUCUGAAAAGAUUAAAACUUAAAACAAUGCUUUCCCUUGUACCUGAUCCACCAGUACCCGAACUCUUAGAAUUUUGCCAAAAUGAAAAUAUAAAAAAUAUACAUUUUCAUGUUCGUAAGGUUAAAGAUAAUGUACCAUUAAAUUAUAAUAAAGUUGUUCAAUUAAUACAGAUAAUAAUAGAUCCAUCUAGUUUACCAGUAUUUGUACAUUGUUUAGACGGUGCAAAUGUUACAGGAUUGGUUAUAGCUUGUUUAAGAAAAUUGCAAAUGUGGAACAUAUCUUCAGCUAUGGGCGAAUUCCUAAGGUAA
Molecule: messenger RNA, 399 nt
Organism: Rhizophagus irregularis DAOM 181602=DAOM 197198
Lineage: Eukaryota; Fungi; Glomeromycota; Glomeromycetes; Glomerales; Glomeraceae
Biological process (GO): dephosphorylation
Molecular function (GO): phosphatase activity
Source: RefSeq, a predicted model, not a curated record